CCAGUGCACUAACUAGGAGCUUGGCUUCGUUUGGUCCAGCACGAGUAGGUCAGGAAAUCCACCUUGCGUGAUGGGCAUUGACCGUCCAGCACCGCCGUCUCUCAUCCGUGGUGUCGUACUCUAUUUGAACACAAGAAGCACACCCUGCACCCUCCCUAAUCGCUCUCUCUCUCCCAAUCUUCGAGUUUCCUGUUAGAACCGGUGAUUCCUGUCUUCCCGUUCUCCCUCAUCGUGAUCGAAAAAAAGAACAGAACCAUGGCUGGUUUUCCAGGUGCAUCGGAAAUCCCUUGGCUUUCGUUCCUUUUGAUUUUUGAGGCAUGCGUAUUGUCAGUAGAUUAUGUGUUCUUUUACAGCGGCUUGCAGUGAAUUGAAAACCGAAAUAUUCGCUAGAUUAGCGACCACGUGGUUCUUUAGGGUGGAACUGAAUUUGGGCGAAGGCAUUGCGGGAAUCAAUGGUCAACAUUCGCUUCCUUCUCCAGAGCUUGGGUCGCACACAUAGUUCUUUUCGGCUGGGAUUGGAUUAUGCUACCAAUAUAAGGCGUUCACCACUCCCGUCAAUGAAUGGCAUGUCCAAGGUUCCUUUGUUCUAUAAGCCAAUUCUUGGAGCUCGGGGUAUUUCCUCUACAGGGCCUUUGUUGCAUAUUGUGGUGCAGAUGCCUGCAUUAUCCCCCACAAUGGAUCAAGGAAAUAUAGCGAAAUGGAUGAAAAAAGAAGGGGAUAAGAUUGAUGUUGGUGAUGUUAUCUGUGAAAUAGAAACUGACAAAGCAACUCUUGAAUUUGAAAGCCUUGAGGAGGGCUACUUGGCAAAGAUAAUAACUCCUGAAGGCUCUAAGGAUGUCCGUGUUGGGCAACCCAUUGCAAUAACGGUUGAAGAUCUAGAUGAAAUUAAAGAUAUAUCUGCAGAUGCACUAAGUGGUGUUGUUAAGGCUAGAGAGGAAAAACCAGUCCAGCAUGUGGAAUCUAAUGAACAGGAUGAUAACCCUGUUCAUCAAAGAAAUAUCAGCAGAUUUAGCCCUGCAGCGAAGUUGCUCAUUGCAGAGCAUGGAAUAGAUGUAUCUUCUUUGAAGGCAUCGGGUCCUCGGGGCACUCUCUUGAAAGGUGAUGUAUUGGCCUUAAUCAAAAGCAGAGUUGGAUCUCAACAAAUAAGUCCAUCUUACAAAAAUAGUUCGACAUCAGCACAUUCUGCCCAACAAACCACAGCUUCAUCAUCUUCAUCGAAGAAAACCCCUUUACAAGUCUCUGAUGCCUAUGUAGACUUGCAAAAUAGCCAAAUACGUAAAGUGAUAGCGAAGCGUUUGCUGGAAUCAAAACAAAGCAUCCCUCAUUUUUAUUUAUCUUCAGACGUAAUACUGGACCCUUUACUUUCUUUCAGGACCGAACUUAAAGAACAACAUAACGUGAAAGUCUCAGUUAAUGACAUUGUCAUAAAAGCUGUAGCACUAGCGUUGAGGAAUGUUCCUGAAGCAAAUGCUUAUUGGAGCGAUGAGAAGGGUGAGGCCAUCAUAUCCAGCUCCAUUGACAUAUCAAUUGCGGUGGCUACAGAGAAGGGCUUAAUGACGCCAAUUAUAAGGAAUGCAGACGAGAAGACAUUAUCAACCAUAUCCUCAGAGGUUAAAGAAUUGGCUGAGAAGGCACGUAAUGGAAAACUUAAACCUGAGCAGUUUCAAGGUGGGACUUUCAGCAUAUCAAAUCUGGGAAUGUUUCCUGUAGACCACUUUUGCGCGAUUAUAAAUCCUCCACAGGCAUGCAUUCUUGCUGUUGGUCGAGGUUUUCAGGUUGUUGAGCCUGUCAGUGGCAGUGAUGGAAUAGAGAAGCCUGGAGUGGUGACAAAGAUGAGCUUAAAACUGUCGGCUGAUCAUCGUGUCAUUGACGAUGUGGUCGGAGGCAAGUUUCUUGGAGCGUUGUCAUCCAACUUCAGGGACUUGAGAAGGCUGUUAUUAUAAGCAGCAAUCUGAGGUGCAGAUUGGACCAACUAUGCAGUCUAUAUUAAUUUCAAAUACAUGCAUAAUGUCAGAAUGAUAGCUCUCGCCUUUUUAUGCCGGGAUUUUGUAGCUGCAUCAUAUGAAACUCGUUUUUUUUUUUCUUAUUUAUGUUGGAUACAUUUACAUUUUUUUCUUCAUGGUUGUUUGGUGUAUUAUUCACCCCAAGCUUCUCAAUUUUGCACAAUUUGCUUUAUAUUUUCUGAAUAAUGUCUUUACCUUGUCUGCUCUACUUAGACGGCCAUGGAAGAACUGCAGAACAUCUUGUAUUAUUUUUCCAUAUACAUAAAUAUGUUUAGAAUGUUCCAAACAUUUGUGGAAUGUUGGAGGAUUCAAGGAAUUCAAACAUUGUUCAAGUUAUAAUUUCUGAAAUUGUUUUCAGUGUGAUUAGUAAAUUGGGAUUGUU
Phalaenopsis equestris is the source of this 2385-nucleotide messenger RNA. RefSeq names its product dihydrolipoyllysine-residue acetyltransferase component 1 of pyruvate dehydrogenase complex, mitochondrial. NCBI's taxonomy places the organism in Eukaryota, Viridiplantae, Streptophyta, Magnoliopsida, Asparagales, Orchidaceae. The transcript is spliced from 20 exons. Gene Ontology annotation, cellular component: mitochondrion; pyruvate dehydrogenase complex. The record is from RefSeq and is a predicted model, not a curated record. Gene Ontology annotation, molecular function: acyltransferase activity. Gene Ontology annotation, biological process: pyruvate decarboxylation to acetyl-CoA. Bases 453 to 1943 code for a protein of 496 amino acids.